This is a messenger RNA of Echinostoma caproni, 474 nucleotides long. The record is from the annotation of a GenBank genome assembly. NCBI's taxonomy places the organism in Eukaryota, Metazoa, Platyhelminthes, Trematoda, Plagiorchiida, Echinostomatidae.
AUGGAUUUUCUCCGGCAUACAACAACUCGGGCAACCACUCGGGUUUUUGUCCUGGGGGAUUGCAAUGCUUCCGAGAUCGAACGGGAGAUGGAGUAUGCUCCAGUGGGCAGCUUCGGGGAUGAACAACUAGAUGUGAUGCACGGAUUGGCGCGCAUCCAGCACGUCACCAAUCCCACCCGAUGGCGACCGGGUAACUCUCCUAGCACCUUAAAUCUUGUGUUUCCCAAAAGAAGGAAUGACACCGGGAACACUGCUAUAGGUGCAGCGCUAGUCAAAUUGCGCCAACGCUAUGGGCGCAUGAAUAUUGAAUGUCUCCAGGCUGCGGCACAGACCGUGGUCUGGUCACAGGCAAACUAUGAGGUUGUAGAGUCGUGGGACUUGAUCAGGAAUAACAUGUUGACUCUCACUAAUAUUUUCGCACCCUGUGUCCCGUUAGGUCAAGGACCACCCCAUUCUGGUGGUCCAGUCGAAUGA